GAGACGAUUACAGCGAUCUUGAAAAACGUCUUGCCGAAUUAAAAAAAUCGGAUGAAGUUAAUUCUCAAAGUGAUUUGAAGGAUUUAACCGAAAGAUUCUCGAAAGUUUUUGGUCAUCAGCCCGUAAUAUCAUCGGCUGUUGAAAAUAAAGAGGAUACACAAAAGAGGUCUUAUAAAUUGCCGAAUGGAAAAGAAUUUAAUGAAGAGAUAGAACAGUUUUUAUUAUCUGAAGAAAAUUUGCUGAAUGAAGAUGAUGAAUAUUUAUUUUCAAUGGAACACCAACAUAAUCUCGAUUCUUUGGUCUCUAAGUUUGUGGGUGAUGAUCUAAAUAUAUCCGCGAGUUGUGAGAAUGAAAGUGAAAACGAUGUGCGUCUUAUACGCCAAAUACAAGAAGAAAUUCUUUUAGAAGAAAAUUAUGAUUCGGUUAAGAAAUUGGAGGAUUACAAUGAAUUGGAAAAAAGAUAUAGACAAUUAAAGGCAGAUGAUGUGAAAGUUCCUAACGGCCGAUUAGGUCCACCGCCAAAGGCGAUUGAUAUAUCCGAUCUUAUAGGCGAUGAUGAUGAUCCUGACACCUGGUGUUGUAUUUGUAAUGAAGACGCAACCAUCAAAUGCAGAGAUUGUCAGGGUGAUUUGUAUUGCGGAGAGUGUUUCAAAGAAGGACAUUUUGGUGAAAGUUCAGAUAGUGAAUUAAGAAGACAUAGAUAUGAGGCGUAUAGAAGAUCUAAUAAUAAUUUAUCAAACUGA
This is a messenger RNA of Acaulospora colombiana, 743 nucleotides long. Lineage: Eukaryota; Fungi; Glomeromycota; Glomeromycetes; Diversisporales; Acaulosporaceae. The record is from the annotation of a GenBank genome assembly.